This is a messenger RNA of Callithrix jacchus (white-tufted-ear marmoset), 594 nucleotides long. RefSeq names its product nuclear protein 2, transcriptional regulator (gene NUPR2). Gene Ontology annotation, biological process: negative regulation of cell population proliferation; negative regulation of cell cycle; regulation of transcription by RNA polymerase II. Gene Ontology annotation, cellular component: nucleus. The record is from RefSeq and is a predicted model, not a curated record. NCBI's taxonomy places the organism in Eukaryota, Metazoa, Chordata, Mammalia, Primates, Cebidae.
AGGCGGGGCUCCUGGUCUUCCAGGAGCGCGCAUGCGCGGGCGGGUGGCCGCUGGCGGCCCGGGAGGUAUGGACUCCGAUGCUGAGCAGGUCUUUCCAUGUCAGCAGGCUCCUGCCCCGCCGCCGUCACCCAUAAGCUCCAAGGAGGAGCUUUACGACUGCCUGGACUACUACUACUUGCGUGAUUUCCAGGCCUGCGGGGCCGGGCGCAGCAAGGGCCGGACACGGCGCGAGCAGGCGCUGCGCACCAACCGGCCGGCGCCCGCUGGCCACGAGCGUAAGGUCCUGCAGAAGCUCCUCAAUGGCCAGCGCAAGCGCCGACAGCGCCAGCUGCAGCCCCGGCCGCGCACUCGCCUUGCCUGAGCCUAAGCCCGAACCUGGGAUACCCGGAGGACGUGUUCAAAGUAUUUGCUGUAACUCCAACUGUAACUCGGUUCUAAGGAGGAGAGAAUCCAUGUUCCGUCAACAACUUUUCACCUUUACUUAAGUUUACUGCUUCGAUAUCUUUUCCUUACUGAUUGAUUGUUAAUUAAGUAGUGUCCAAGUGGGUUAGCCUUUUUAGGGGUUAUUAAUAAAAGAGGGCAGCAAGAAUGGCA